Rhodamnia argentea is the source of this 2147-nucleotide messenger RNA. Its product is annotated as sulfite exporter TauE/SafE family protein 3-like. NCBI's taxonomy places the organism in Eukaryota, Viridiplantae, Streptophyta, Magnoliopsida, Myrtales, Myrtaceae. Gene Ontology annotation, cellular component: Cul4A-RING E3 ubiquitin ligase complex; membrane. The coding region runs from base 447 to 1892 and encodes 481 amino acids. The transcript has 12 exons. The record is from RefSeq and is a predicted model, not a curated record. Gene Ontology annotation, biological process: protein ubiquitination.
ACGGCCACCAAAUCUAAAAAGCUUAAACGUUUUCUAGCACUUUCCUUUCAAGUCCGUACCUUCCGCUUCCGGUGUCGCUUCACCAACCUCCCGAUCCUGCGUUCUCGGAGGGAGGCGACGACCACCUCGCGCGCGAUCAUCCACGUUCUCGUCUUCGUCCCGUCUCGUGGUCCUCUAGCGUCGGCUUUCUCGGAGGCCGGAAAGUUCUCGGACACCACCUUCGUGUGGCCCGUGUGUCUUGUCUUGGAAGCCGACAAUUUCCUCGUGUUGUUGUUGUUGUUGCGUAGCAGAAGCCGUCCUUCACUCCAAGGAAGCUGCUGGUUUAGAGGAGAGCUUUCGGAGAGGUUGCUUUGGUUGGAGAUUUUCGUCACGAAGCUCGAGCUUCAUUCACAGAGAGAGGGAGGGAGGGAGGGAGGAAGGAGGGAGGGAGGGAGAGGGAGUUUCAGAUGGCUAUGCUUGGGGGAGCGCAAUGGAGAGGUCGGAGGUCGGUUCCCAUGAUCUUGGCCAACCUCAUGUUCGUUCUUUUGCUUGCUUCCGCUGAACGGGGCUUGAAGUUGAAGCACGAGCCUGCAGGGGUCGAUGAAACAGGCGAAACUCUUUCGGAUUUCCUCUCCAGAGCAGUGAAUUUCUUGUGGCAAUCUGAUGGAGCGGGUUAUCAGCAUGUUUGGCCGGACAUGGAACUCGGUUGGCAAAUUGUUGUUGGUAGCAUUGUUGGCUUCCUCGGAGCGGCCUUUGGGAGUGUAGGUGGUGUGGGUGGUGGUGGCAUCUUUGUUCCCAUGCUUACUCUGAUCAUAGGCUUUGAUCCCAAGUCAGCUACUGCUAUGUCAAAAUGUAUGAUCAUGGGUGCUGCAGGAUCAACUGUUUACUAUAAUCUCAAACUCCGGCAUCCUACAAUAGAUAUGCCUAUAAUUGACUAUGACCUAGCGCUGCUCAUCCAACCAAUGCUCAUGCUUGGAAUCAGUUUAGGAGUUGCCUUCAAUGUGAUAUUUGCUGACUGGAUGGUCACAGUUUUAUUAAUUAUUCUCUUCAUGGGCACUUCCACUAAGGCAUUCUUAAAAGGAGUCGAGACGUGGAAAAAGGAAACCUUAUUGAAAAAGCAGGAAGCUGCGAGGAAUUUCAAUUCUGUCGGAAAUGGCAGCACAGAAGUGGAAUACAAGCCUCUUCCUGGUGGUCCAGGCAAUGGACCAGACCAAAGCACAAAAAAGACGGAGGUCACAAUCCUUGAGAACGUUUGCUGGAAGGAGCUUGGACUUCUUGUCUUCGUUUGGGCUGCGUUUCUUGUCUUGCAGAUCGCCAAGACUCAUACAGCUACUUGUUCUGUUGCAUACUGGGUAUUCAACUUGUUACAGAUUCCAGUUUCUGUUGGAGUAUCUCUUUACGAGGCGGUUAGCUUAUACAAGGGAAGGAGAGUAAUCGCUUCCAAGGGAGAUCAUGGUACUAAUUUGAAGGUGCACCAAUUGGCCCUAUAUUGUGCCUGCGGUGUCCUGGCUGGAGUAGUAGGAGGACUGCUCGGACUAGGUGGAGGAUUUAUAAUGGGCCCACUAUUUUUGGAACUGGGAGUUCCUCCUGAGGUCUCCAGUGCCACAGCAACCUUUGCAAUGACCUUUUCCUCGUCCAUGUCUGUUGUGGAAUACUAUCUUCUUAAACGUUUUCCUGUGCCUUAUGCACUCUAUUUUGUUAUGGUUGCCACAUUUGCUGCUCUGGUAGGACAACAUAUUGUGCGAAAGCUUAUUUUUGUUCUCGGAAGGGCUUCCCUUAUCAUCUUCAUCUUAGCCUUUACAAUUUUCGUCAGCGCCAUCUCGCUAGGUGGAGUUGGUGUUAUCGACAUGAUAGGAAAGAUUCAACGGCAUGAAUACAUGGGAUUCGAUAACCUUUGCAAGUAUGACUCGUAGUGUCUGAUUCAUUUUGCCAGCAUUUUCUCAUCCCUGGUCUGUGCACUGGGCGUAGAGCAUUCUGCGCGGAACUUAAAUGUGCCUUUUGCUUGGUGCGAAUUCUGACCUUUGCAGAUGGUGACAUUUGAGUCGUUUAACUUAAUCUACUUGAACUUUGUUUGUGAUGCAUCGAUUUGAUUCAUACCACUUUUGUCAUUUGUUGUAAGCAAAUUCUCUAUGAAUCAGAGAGUCAAUGAAAAGAACAACUUGAAUUGA